AUGUCAACAACAACAAAUACAUCAUCAAUUGAAUCUAUUGCUGUAAAGAAGGAGAUUGAACUGCAUCACCAACUUCAUGGAAUCGAUUGUAUUGGCUUUGAUAUGGAUAUGACCUUGGUGCGCUACAAGAAUGAUGCCCUCUGUCGUCUGAUCUUUGACAACCUGCUCACUACUCUUAUACCAAACCAUCCACAUCUCAAAUCGUGUCCAUUGAACAUGGACCUUUGCCACAGGGGAACAAUCAUCGAUAUUCACAAUGGAUACAUACUCAAGUUGGACAGCAAGAAGAGAGUGUUGCGUGCUUACUUUGGUGAUGAGGUCGUGUCAAAGACACAGAUCGACAAUGAGUACCACAAGGCCACGAUUGAGGGCACCGAUCUGCCAUUGGAGAACUUCACUGGCAACAGCUCCAGCAGGUACCUGGUACUUAGUUCCUUCUUUGAGCUGCCUCUCGGUCCAAUCUGGCUCUGUCACAUCAACCAUCUGAAGCAGCUUGAGACAUUGGCACCUGGCCAGGAGUACGUCAGCCUCAAGAAGAACGACAUUCAGUCCUUCAUCAAGAGCAUCAUUGCAUCGAUGGACUACAGCUUCAACGACUAUUGGAACAGCGAGUACCAUGCCACCAUCCGCGCCAACCCCGGCAACUUUGUCUACAAGGCCACUGAGGAGUUCAAAUCGUGGCUGCGUCGUAUGCGUGAGCGUGGAGUCCGCGUGCUCCUCAUCACCAACUCCAAGUCCGAGUACGCUCACAUGCUCAUGACCUACUCGUACGGCGAGAACUUCCAGGAGCUGUUUGAUCUGGUGAUCACUGAUGCCAGGAAGCCCACCUACUUCAGUCCCAACAACACAUCGCCCACCUAUGACCUGAAGAACUUCUUCCCCAAGGAGAUCAACGAGUCGAUGAAGCACAACGGACUGCUUGAAUUCAACACCAACACCGUCUAUCACCAGGGCAACGUGAACGACCUCAUCGCCUCAAUCCGCGCAUCAAAGAACAAAGAGGACAUUUCAUUCUGCUACGUUGGAGAUCAUCUGAUCUACGAUGUCACCUCUCCCAAGCAACAUCUGAAAUGGAUGACCAUUGCAAUCGUCGAGGAGAUUGAAGACCCUGAUGAGAUUGUGAUAUUGAAGCGCAGUAGUCCACCUUUCCAGUCCAAGAGUGGUGCGGUCACCACUACAGGCAAGCAAUAUGAAUGGGGAUCAUUCUUUAGCUUCCACGAUCAUGCGGUCGGUGCGACAACUGAGACAUUCUGGUCAUAUGUCAUCAGAUACAAUGCUGAUAUUGCCGUGCCCUCCGUGGAGACACUGGCCAAGUACUUUGACGACUCUGCAUUCGACAAGGAUUCAUUGUUGCCAUGCUCGAUCAUCUACACAUAA
Acytostelium subglobosum LB1 is the source of this 1377-nucleotide messenger RNA. RefSeq lists its product as hypothetical. Gene Ontology annotation, molecular function: 5'-nucleotidase activity. The transcript is spliced from 3 exons. The coding region runs from base 1 to 1377 and encodes 458 amino acids. Lineage: Eukaryota; Evosea; Eumycetozoa; Acytosteliales; Acytosteliaceae. The record is from RefSeq and is a predicted model, not a curated record.